AUGGACGAAGGCUGUUUCAUUUUCGACUGUAACAUCAGUAGGGGAAACAAAUACGGCAUUCAGUUGGGUUGGGUAUGUGGUGACCCUGUUCGACAACCUGUGUGCCAGUAUUCUUCACGAUUGGUUUUCACUGGAUGUGUAGUGCAAAUCACGUAUCUACAACAAAUGCGAGCAUUACAAACAGCUACACUCGCUGCGGUCGCAGCUAGUGCAACACCGGCACCUUCUUCUGUCUGUGCUGAUCGACAAGCCGUUGCUCACUUGAUCCGGAAUAAUCAAGUACACCUUGCAUUUGAGACGGCAUUGAAUCAGGGCGAUCAAGCAGCUUUGGAAUUUGUUUGCAAUAAUGUUGAUCCUGAUGAGUUGUUUCGACAUCCGGGUGCGCUAUCACAGCCAGUGUUGAUAUCUCUUUUGCAACAACUUUCGUUACGUCUUGAUUCGGACACUGAUUUGAAGUUUCGGUAUAUGGAACACAUUGUUGAUGUUCUCCAACCACAUGACGAUGAUAUUGGAAUGAUGGUGCCAAAAGUUGUGGAAGGUUUGAUGCAGAGUUUAACUGAGUUCUACAAUACUACGGCCAAUCCUUCAUUGAAACGACAAGCUCGGGUUCUCAAUCAGUUGGUAAGGAACCUGCGCAAAAUUUGA
Molecule: messenger RNA, 645 nt
Organism: Angiostrongylus costaricensis
Lineage: Eukaryota; Metazoa; Nematoda; Chromadorea; Rhabditida; Metastrongylidae
Source: the annotation of a GenBank genome assembly